This is a messenger RNA of Anolis sagrei ordinatus, 1487 nucleotides long. RefSeq names its product STN1 subunit of CST complex (gene STN1). Gene Ontology annotation, biological process: telomere capping. The record is from RefSeq and is a predicted model, not a curated record. Gene Ontology annotation, cellular component: CST complex. Gene Ontology annotation, molecular function: single-stranded telomeric DNA binding. NCBI's taxonomy places the organism in Eukaryota, Metazoa, Chordata, Lepidosauria, Squamata, Anolidae.
CUCACACACGCCGGCUCCUUCGGCACGUGAUGACGUUACGUCACUGGCCCAAUGAGAAUGCGCAGAGCUCCCUGGCGGGUUUCCUGACCCUCGUUGCUGAUCCUCAGACUUUAUAUUUGCCAAUUAAUGGUGUCCAUAAGACUGACAAUUAUUUCAUCUGAAGCUCUGCUGCCAUUGAUUGAUUCAGGAUCUUCAUGACGGAUUGUUCGCUUCUAAAUGUCUGCCACAGCUACAGAUUCAGAAGUAGAGGUCCCAUCAGUAUUAUGGGGCUUGAAUCCUAUAUUUUCAGCCUUUGCAAGAUUGUACAUAAAGGACAUAUUAGAAAUGAAGCAGUCUAAACAGGUGCCAGGUAUAUUCUUUUAUAACAGGCAUCCAGUAAAGCAAGUGGAUAUUCUUGGAACUGUGGUUCUAAUAAAAAAACGUGAUGCCUUCCAUACUUAUGGUGUGGAUGAUGGCACAGGGGUUAUAAGCUGCACCUGCUGGAAAAAUUCACUGGCAGAACAGAAAUCUUUGUCAGAUUUUGAAUCCUCUAGUUGUGGCUUGGAUCUAAUUGAACAAAUAAGAAAGCUCCAAAUGGCAGUUCACAAGAAAACAAAUCCGGAAAUUGGUGAUCUUGUCAGAGUCCGUGGUUCCAUUCGGGUAUUCAGACAGCAGAGAGAAAUCAAUGCUUCUGUCUAUUAUAAAGUUGAUGAUCCUGUGUAUGAAGUUCAGAUUGCAAGGCUGUUCGAGCUCCCACGUCUAUAUAGAGAUAUUUAUGACAAGCCAUUCCAGAUCCCUGAGGAAACAAAGAGCAGCCUAAGUGUGGCCAGCUUGUUUGGCUCUGUCGGUGUUCUAAGUGAAAAUAUAAGAGCUUUUCUAUUGAGGAACAAGAUUCAGAGCUUCUAUAAGCAGGAAUUGGAAACAGUGGAAGAGUUGGUAGAUCUGAUCAGACAGGGCACCACUGCUGAACAAACAGAUUCCAAAUCGCAUUCCUUUUCCAGUUUGAUUAGGGAGUCCUUUCUGGAAGCAAUAAGGAUUCUGGAAAAUAAAGGUGUUCUUUUCCGGAAAUCAAAGAAUCCCAAUGAUACAUACUAUGUGACUGAGCAGGACAAAGAAUUGCACAGAGUCACCCUUGAAGUCCUCAGAGACGAUUGUAAGAGGCCAAAAUAUGCUGAAAAAGGCUGCCAUCUCCGCCACAUUCUCAGUUGUUUACAGCACAGUUACAGCCCUUAUGUCACCGAAAUUGUGGUCCGUUGCCUCCUAGACUGGUUGGAGACCAACAGUGAUAUUGUCACUACCAUGGAAGAAUACUAUACUGUAUUUUAAAUGGCAUGGCAUGCCUCCCUAGAACCAAAUUUUGUACAGUAGGCCUAGCAGAAAGUAUGUCUGUACCACAAAGGACUUGAUUGUGUAUUUCCUGAAUCGUUUCUCAUUUGGAAGAUUAGGUGCUAUGAAAUUCCUAGCUACCAUAUCUUACUAAAGCAUCUUUUGUACUAUAUCUUACUAAA